Messenger RNA from Schistosoma margrebowiei, 2325 nucleotides. The record is from the annotation of a GenBank genome assembly. Lineage: Eukaryota; Metazoa; Platyhelminthes; Trematoda; Strigeidida; Schistosomatidae.
CACAUUCGAACGGUGCGUCUCCUCAUAUGCGUUCAAAAACAAACGAAUGGCUUUUAAAGGAGAUUUCCAACAGUAAAAUUCAGACAAAUCUGCCAAAACUCGAUGGAUCAGGCACUGAUAUAUGCUACGUAAACUGUGAGGUAAAUAUGGUUUACACUGAUUCAUAUCACUUUAGGAUGACUUGGCCGUUCACAAAGACAAAUUAAAGGAAUUACGCACCUGUAUAAAAAGGGCAUUAACGACUACAAGGGUAGUCGGUGGACCUAUAAUUCUAUUGAUUGGACCCACGGGUUCUGGCAAAACUACCGCAGUUGAAGUUCUUUCCCGUUCUGUCUUUGAUACAGUUAACGUUGUACAGUUUCUGGACGAAGGGAUUGGUCAUGAUGAGUAUACAGAAAUCGAAAAGUUUGUUCUGUCUUCUGGAGUUUACGGUGGACAGUCAGUCAUGUCUUCUGAGUCUGGGAAGUCACCAGAGUGCACCUCUCCGAUAACAGUUAUGAUCCUAGAAAAUCUUCCUACUGUUGUCAGUGAAAAUCCUUCGCGCUUUCAUAACCUCCUUCGUCUUCACAGUACUCGUGCGUGUGUAAAUUGCUUAUUGGUUCUUAUUUUGUCCUCUUCAACAUUCACUGAAAACGAUUUGUGUGAAAGGAUUAUUUGUCCUCCUACCUUAUGUAGUGAAUUACUUAUACAGCGCAUAGAAUUCAAUCCCGUCGCACCAACUCUCGUAGUCAAGGCAUUGAGUAGAAUUGGGAAUACUUUGGCUAAACAGCUUGGUUUAAAACUACCAUCUCGUCAAUUACUGCAGUCUAUAGCGAAUGACUGUUCUGGGGAUAUUCGAUCUGCUGUUAAUCAGCUUCAUUUUCAGCUUACUUCAGAGAGAGGAAAUUGGAAUAAUUCUACACUGCCACAUUCUCAUCGAGAUGGAGUUUUAUCAUUAUUUCGUACUAUAGGUAAAAUUCUCUAUUGUAAAAGAAAGCCAGUAAACAAUGAACAAAUUGUAUCAAGCUUGGAUAAAGAAGAAGGUAAAUUACCACCACAUUUAGUAACAUGGAGGCGACCUCCACUCGAAUUUAAUCUUGAGGAGAUACUGGAUUUAUGUCAUACAGACGGUGGACACAUUGUCUCAUGGCUUCAUGAAAACUAUCCUGACUUCUCCCCGAAUAUGACUGCAUUGGAACUUGUUUCACAACAGUUUAGUUGGGCUGAUGCAUUUUUAACUGGUGGAAUGAAUUGGCAACUUGGUUUAACACCAGCUUCAGAUUCUUUUGUUUCGCGAAAAUUUAAGCGACCAUAUAACAUUGCAAGUAAAUACUAUCCAGCUUUGACUACAGCACGAACAAUUCUUCUAGCCGAUGGAGUUGAAGAUUUAUCAGGUAGUAAUUUUACUAGAAAUAUCAAAGCAUUUCGUUCUUUCCGUCCACCUUCAACUUUAAAUAGUUGGAAAUUAUGCAAACAGAAACUUGAUGCGUUAGAUGACAUUUUCCUAACUUCUAAUUCGUUAUCACCGAUUUGGCUAGUUGAACAUAUGAUUGCAAGUCGUAUUGAUAUGGUUUUGGAUUAUUUACCUAUCAUGUGGAAAGUCCUUGGAGAAGAAUGGUUUUCUCAAUUCAGCAGUUAUGAAUUGAUAGCAUCAUUGUGUAAUUUUUCACAUAAAACAGUUGGAUAUAAUUCGUCUUCAUCCACUUCAAGUAAUUCAUAUAAUAUUAACAAGUAUCAUGUUAAUAAUAAUAAGUUUAAUUGUGAUGAUGAAAAUAUUGAUUGGUAUUGUCCACCAGAUGCUCAUAACGAAGGGAAUAACUAUGAUAUUAAUGAAAAUUUUUCAGAUGAAGAAAAUAUCAGAGUAGUAUGAAUAUAUCUAUAUAGGAACCUGGUACUCUAUCAGCAUUUAUACUAUGUAUAAUUACUAACUUUUUUGUAUGCAUUUAUCCCGAUUUUAUAACAUUUUUGUAUUAAAUGAUUAUUAUUGUUGUUUACUUUUUUUCUCUAUUGUAUUAUUUUUCAUGUAAAUUACUUUAUAGAAAUUUCUUAUUUUAACUCUUAUUUGAAAAUGAAAUUCAUUCAAUUGGUUUAUAAAAUCUUUUUUUAGUUUUCUUUUUUGUUAUCAUUUUCUGUUACUAAUGUAUAAUGUUCAUCAACUAAGUAAGUAUAUAUUUAGAAACUUGGUUAUAUGUUAAAUGAUUGAUAUACUAUCUAAAUGUCAAGAAAAAGUCGAAGCUGUUUGAUUGAUAAGUAUUCAAACUUGUAAUUUAUUAUUAGUCGGAAGUUGUUUAUUUAAAACAGGUUUACUUACUGGUCAGAUUAAUAAAUCCAUUUUGCUUUAGUACA